CUCACCACCAUCAGUCUCAUAUCCGAUUCGUGUCUGUGCAAUUGUGCAUACGUGGCUUUGGCAAGAGCUUUAAUGUCAGAAGAGUUGUUUCGCACUUUUUUUCUCCUACAUAACUGCAUCUCAUCCACUGCAUUUCACGGAAUGAUGAGAGGAGGAUGCCUUCCGUGUAGUUUAUCUCUGGGUGGAAAUAGCCUUGAAUUUGAGGUGGAUAUAAAACCCGACAGAGAAAAGUCUUUGUGAUUCUAUAGAGAAUUCGUCAUCAUCUCAUCCUCGGUUUUAUUAGAGUGAGUUGGUUUGGUGGGUCGAUCUUUUUAUUCCGUCGUCGUCGUGUUUAGAGAGCAGAAAAAGGGUUGAGUUGAACAUUUGUAAAGUGGACACGACACGAGAAGUGCCGUGUGUUACAGCAGUUUUGCUCUCGAGUUAAAUAAAAAUAACCUCAUUAAAUUUAAAGGUUUCGUAAUUUUUGUUAAAUAACCUCGUUAAUUUCCUCAUUGUUUUUCGGGAAUUUAUCCACGUGUGUUACAUAAAAAUUAAGAAGGUGAUACUACUGACUGACUGAGAGUCCACUACCACGUCAGGCUAAAUAUUUCAGUGAGUGAGUGAGUGUGGGAGUGGUAUCAUCGAUUGAGAGAAAUAUUUAUAGCGGAGAUAAAACUACGAGAUAACCUUCGGCUGAUGAAGUGAAUUUUAGUCUUCUUUCCAGAUAAAGAAUUUACUUGGUUUGAUCCGCUGCCUGUUUUUUCUGGAUAUUUAAUUAAACUUGUAAAAGUGAAGGCUAAAACUUCGUUCUUCAAUCUCCACGGUGACAGUAUAAAUUUCGUGUGCGUGCCUUUGAAAUAAUCCACGAAUUACAUAACUUCAAUUCCACAAAUGUCCACUACAUCGCUCGAAGGUCAGCAGCUGUCUGGAGGAUCCGCUGCUGCUGGUCGAAAACGACACGUUGGGCGAAUGAGCGAUUUGUCAAUCUCUGCCAAACCGGAAACUAAUUUAAUUCAACCCAGUACUCCAGUACGGAACGGAUCAUCAAAAACGAGGAAAGCCACCUCGUCAACUAGUCCUUCGUCCACGACCACGACGAAAGCCAAGCGUUCAUCAAGAAAAAGAUCUCAUCAGAGUGGACGACAGAAAGAAGAAAGUGACGAAGAUCAGAGGAUGUCGACCUCCUCAGCGAAUGGGAGUUGUGGAAGGAAGGCGAUGAUAAAAGAGGCGAAAAAUGGAGGACAUCAUUUCCAUUUUGAUGAUGAUGACGAGGAUGAAGACGAAGAUAGUUACGUGGACAGUUAUGUCGCUAAUCAUGCGGAGAGGUCGUUUUGCGGUGGGAAUUUGGAUGGAGAAGAAGCUCCUCCCCUUGGGUCUAGUUCGUCGGAUCCGGAGAAAUUUCAAACCGUCGAUGCCGUUCCUUUGGAGGCAAGGGCGCUGUUGCCGACCCUCCACCGUCCCGCCCCCUUCAGCGACGAGGACGCAGCUGUAGAGGAAAAACAAAGAUGCGAUACUGCCAUCAAAAUUUCCAUCGACAUGGCCAAAACUGGGUCAGCCCCCCGUCCAAUCCGCGUGUAUGCGGAUGGAAUUUACGAUUUGUUUCAUCAAGGACAUGCUCGACAGUUGAUGCAAGCGAAAAAUCUUUUCCCCAAUGUUUAUCUCAUCGUUGGAGUCUGCAACGACGCGCUGACCCAUUCUCGCAAAGGCUGCACCGUGAUGAACGAAACGGAGCGGUACGAAGGCGUGAGACAUUGUCGUUAUGUUGAUGAAGUCGUUCGUGAUGCUCCUUGGCAGCUGGAUGAUGACUUUAUCCGAAAGCAUAAAAUUGACUUUGUGGCGCACGACGAGGAGCCCUACACGACCGGGUCGGGGGACGACGUUUACGCAUUUCUCAAGGAAAAAGGAAUGUUUGUGGCUACGCAGAGGACGGAAGGCGUUUCCACGUCGGACAUUGUGGCAAGAAUCGUUCGAGAUUAUGAUGUCUAUGUCAGAAGAAAUUUAGAAAGAGGAUACUCUGCCAAAGAAUUAAACGUGGGAUUCAUCAAUGAAAAAAAGUUCAAAUUCCAAACCAAAAUGGAUUCAUUGAAGACGAAAGGAAAGCGUGUUUUGGAAAGUAUUGAAGAGAAACGUGCUGAUAUUUUGCAUAAAUGGGAGGACAAGUCGCGUGAAUUUAUCCAUUCGUUCCUCCUCUUGUUCGGCCGCGAGGGUCGUCUGUCCAACAUUUGGAAUGAAGGACGAGGACGCAUCCUUAAAGCACUUUCACCACCAGGAUCUCCAAACAGAUUGAAUGACGGGAGUAGCUCGAGUAGCUCCAGUGGAGAAGGACACGACGACGAAGAUGAUCAACCACCAAGAAAAUACCCGAAAUUGUCCAAAAAUGGGAAAAAAUCCCUCUCACCCGAUUCCUCGUUUCAUUCAGCGAGGGAUUUUGAUGUGCAUUCUGCGUCGGUUGGUGGUGGGGGAAACUACUCGGAAGAUGAUGAUGACUAGAUUUUUGGAUGGUUUAUUUAUUGCCUUUUCGAAGAAUAGUUUUAAUAAAUAAAUGUAGUUUUGGAGUUUAGAGAGUAGUCGUUAUAAAAGGUUAGAAAUUUAAAUGUAUUGAAAUUAAUGGUUUUGCCAAGUGUUACCAGAAAUGAUCGUGUGCUAACUAAAAAUAGAAUUUUAUCCUUUUUUCUUAUGUUGGAGAGGAGCAUUUAUUGAACUGAUUUAAUUUAAACUUUUAUAUUCAAAAUAAAAGUAACUUAUUUUUUAAAAGUAAUUUAUGAAUAGAGAAAAAUUAUGGAAAUUGGACAUAUUUUUAUUAGAUUAUCAUUCGCCGUGUUCAAAAAUGUUACCAAAAAGUUUAAGCCAAAAUCAUUAGUUAAAUACUUCAAAAAUUCAAAGUUUAAACUUAAACUCUAAAAGAAAUUGUUUAAAACGGUUCAUUAUUGGAAACCUGUGAUAAUGAUGUUUAAACAAAAAAUACCUUGUUCUGAAAUAUUUAUGAGAAAAAAAUCGUUAAUAAAUUAUUAUGAAGAAU
Messenger RNA from Folsomia candida, 2998 nucleotides. RefSeq names its product choline-phosphate cytidylyltransferase A. Gene Ontology annotation, biological process: CDP-choline pathway. Lineage: Eukaryota; Metazoa; Arthropoda; Collembola; Entomobryomorpha; Isotomidae. The transcript is spliced from 6 exons. Gene Ontology annotation, molecular function: phosphatidylcholine binding; choline-phosphate cytidylyltransferase activity. Bases 871 to 2469 code for a protein of 532 amino acids. The record is from RefSeq and is a predicted model, not a curated record.